CUUUACGCGACUUUCUCGCGUUCAGCGGACCCGCGUCAUCUCCCUUUCCAAUUUCGAGUUAAAGUUGGUUUUCUUAUCUUCCCAUCUCUCCUGGCCAACAAUUUUCUCCACAUCCUAAACAACUUUUGUAUUUCCCAACUUCGCAUUUCAUACAUAGCACCUACCUUGAGCAAAACCACAUAAUCAAGAUGGCGCGAUCAAGUCUCGGAAAGAGGACGAGGAGUACAAAGGAGACUGAAGUUGUAGACGUACCUGCAAAACGAACACGACACCAGACUCGUACUUCCUCAUCCAACGACGAAAACGUAGACCCCGAAGAUGUUACUACCACUACUACUACGGAAGACAAUCUCGAUGACCAAAUUAGCAUCCUAAAAGUCACGGAUAAUACACCCUCUCGACGCAUUCGCAGGAUCAAGAAAGAGGAAGAAGAAGAAUGUGCACCACCUACUCCGCGUACGCCGAGUACGCCUCGUUUCCGAGAUGCGCUUUCAAAAGUGCCCGUCACCCCACGUCAUCGGGUUAUGUCGGCCGGAAGGGUCUCGAAGCGCCUUUUCCCACAAACACCGCUUACGCCCACCGCCCUUCAGACUGUAUACCAUCACGCGCGUCAACUUUUCUCGCGAAGCGCAGACCCCGGCCAAUUGAUUGGACGUGACGAGGAACGCUCACAGCUAAAAGAAUUCCUACAGCGAUGCUCAAAGCCCAACCCUAACGGAUGCAUCUAUGUCAGCGGCCCACCAGGAACAGGGAAGAGUGCUAUGAUAAACGAAGUUACGCAAGAGCUGGUUGAGAAGAAGACCGUGAAGAAGGCUUACAUCAACUGCAUGAGCAUAAAAUCGUCCAAAGAUCUUUACGGCACUUUGAUAGACCAAAUAUGCGACGAGACAGAUAUUUCUGAAGGUGAUGCUGCCGCAACAAUUGAGAAGCUCUUUAUUCCGCGCAAGAAGACGAACGAUGUCUACUUGAUCGUCCUCGACGAAAUCGAUCACAUUCUCACUUUGGACUUGGAAAGUUUGUACCGAAUAUUCGAAUGGUCCAUGCAGAAAUCAUCACGCCUUGUUUUGAUCGGCAUUGCCAAUGCGCUGGACCUGACGGACCGAUUUCUACCACGCUUGAAAUCUAGAAACCUGAAGCCAGAGCUCCUACCAUUUUUACCCUAUUCCGCAGCCCAAAUUAAAUCUAUCAUCACCACCCGUCUCAAGAGCCUUGUGCCUGAGGGUAGCCCACUACCAUUCAUCCACCCAGCAGCAAUUGAACUUUGCUCCCGUAAAGUUUCGAGCCAGACAGGUGACCUACGCAAAGCCUUCGAGAUUUGUCGAAGAGCCCUCGACCUCGUGGAAGCCGAGACAAAGCAGAAACAUGAGGCGGAGAUCAAGGAAAAGCUGCUCCUCGCUACACCAUCCAAGAAACCUCUCGGGGAGAAUACAAAUCUGUCUUCAUCACCUAAACGAUCAUCAGAGAAAGCCCCUUCGGCUAUGCUGGCAGAGUCGUUAAGAAGGUUAACAAUAGAAACUGCACCCCGCGUGACCAUAGCGCAUCUCAACAAGGUUACGGCCGCCGCAUUCAGUAAUGGAACGAAUCAGCGAUUGAAGACAUUGAACCUGCAACAGAAGGCGGCAUUGUGCUCGCUCAUGGCCCUAGAAAAGCGAAAUAGAGCAUCUCGAACUUCAUCGGUCCCAACCACGCCGUCGAAGUCACAAACCAUCGCUCCCAGUAUCAAGCGAUUAUACGAGACUUACAACAUACUAUGUACCCGAGAAUCCGUGCUGCACCCGUUGUCUAGCUCGGAGUUCCGAGAAGUGAUCGGUAGUCUCGAGACGUUAUCUUUAGUCUCCGCCGUGGAUGGGAAGACAGGUUCACUCGCGAUGCUUCAGACACCAAGCAAAAGAGGGAAGAAGGGUGGAUUUGCGUCCGGUAUUGGAUUGGCGGAUGAAAAGAAGGUUGCGAGUUGCGUGGGAGAGAAAGAGUUAGAACAGGCCGUAGAGGGACUCGGCGUUGAUAUCCUGAAGAGCAUUCUUAGCGGCGAGGCGUUGGAUUAGAUUUUUAAAGGGACACGAUUUUGCAUAGGCAUGGCGUUGCAUUACAUGCAUUCACGGAAGCAUCACGCAGCAUACCCAGAGACUAUCCUCAGAUGAGGAUCCAUGAGAUAGUAAUGUAUUAAUUUUAACUCCAACACAUGCCAAUGACUGUUGCUCCUCGCAUUGUAUUCUUACUUUCUUUUUCUCUGUCGCCUCACUCAACUGCCUAUUUCCACACACCUUUUCCUCAAGCCUGGGCCCCUUAAUUAAAAGCAACCGCCAUAUUGCUGUUUCUUACCCGGGUAAUUAUUACUAUCUUGCUGAAUUUGUCGGAGGUUCUGAAUGCUAUGGUUUACUAUAAUUACGCAACCCGAUGAGAUAAAAACAGACCUCUAGGUACGA
Messenger RNA from Daldinia caldariorum, 2423 nucleotides. RefSeq names its product cell division control protein Cdc6. The transcript has 3 exons. Gene Ontology annotation, biological process: cell division; DNA replication initiation; mitotic DNA replication checkpoint signaling. Gene Ontology annotation, molecular function: ATP hydrolysis activity; DNA replication origin binding. Lineage: Eukaryota; Fungi; Ascomycota; Sordariomycetes; Xylariales; Hypoxylaceae. Gene Ontology annotation, cellular component: nucleus. The record is from RefSeq and is a predicted model, not a curated record. Bases 189 to 2042 code for a protein of 617 amino acids.